CGUUCAGUCUGGUUUGCUGGGCGCGCUGUUAGUGCUUCUAGUACAACAGUAAUUCGCGAGUCGAAAGAUUUGGUGGCGUUGAAUAACUGCCUCUACACCACCUUGGACUUCGCACAGGAAUUUAAAAUGGAUGAUGAAAUGCAAUUAAUAUUUAAUAUUUAUGCUACUUUAUUGGAGAAUACAACACACCGUAGAAUAUAAAAGCAGAAGCAGUUACUUUAUAAUGUAGGACCAAAGCUUACAGUUAUUUGUCAAUGAGUCCCCCUUGACUGAAUAUCCUGCUAUUAGUCAAUAUACCAUACCUGCAGUUUAUUUGGUGCUCUGAAUGGCUGUUGGAAAGGGAUGUACAGUCUGAUGGCCAAUUGCUGCAGCUGGCUGAAGCGGUGGCGAGAACCUGUCAGGAAGGUGACAUUGAUCAUGGUGGGUCUUGAUAAUGCUGGGAAAACUGCAACAGUAAAAGGAAUCCAAGGAGAAUCACCUGAAGAUGUGGCUCCAACAGUUGGCUUUUCUAAAAUUGAUCUUAAACAACGAUGGUUUGAAGUAACAAUUUUUGACUUAGGGGGUGGAAAACGUAUCCGGGGCAUUUGGAAAAAUUACUACGCUGAAUCCUAUGGAGUAAUAUUUGUUGUGGAUUCAAGUGAUGUGGAAAGAAUGGAAGAGACAAAAGAAACCAUCUCAGAAGUUCUAAGACAUCCCAAGAUAUCAGGGAAACCUGUAUUGGUAUUAGCAAAUAAACAAGACAAAGAAGGUGCCUUGGCAGAAGCAGAUGUUAUUGAAUAUUUAUCUCUUGAAAAGCUUGUCAAUGAGCACAAAUGCUUCUGUCAGAUUGAGCCUUGUUCUGCUAUUGUGGGCUAUGGAAGAAAAAUUGACAAAUCGAUAAAGAAAGGUUUACUUUGGCUAUUACACACUAUAGCAAAAGAUUUUGAUGCCUUACAUGAAAGAAUUCAGAAAGACAUCACAGAACAAAAAGCAAUUGAAGAACAAGAGAAAAGAGAACGAGCAGAAAGAGUGAGGAAGAUAAGGAAAGAAAGAGAACAGAAAGAGAGAGAAGAAAAUGAACGGGAAGGAAAGAGCACUUUGGAUGAAGAAGACUCUGAGCUUGUAACUGGAAACCCAUUUCAGCCCAUAUCAGCUGUAAUCAAUCAGAAUGAAAAGAAAAUUGAAAAAGAGAAGAAGAGGCAAAGGGAAGAGAAUGAAAAGAUUGCUAUUGCCUUGAAACCUAAAACAAAUCAGGAGAUAAUAGAUGUUCAGAGUCUGAACAGUGAGCAAUCCAACGAACAGAGACUGAUAGAAAACUAUAAAUCUGCACUAACACAGCAAAUGGAACACGAAGAUGAGAAUGAUCAGCACAUCUCAGAAAGUCUUGACUCUGGUGAUAAUGCCACUUUGAAUCCAGGAACAGAAAACAGUAAAAAGAAAGCAAAGAAACUAAAAUUAAAAAGAAACCAUCGAGUUGAACCGGUCAAUACAGAAGAAAUUGUUUCCCCCCUUCCUACUCCAAUAGCAACACAUACACCAGUUGGAUGGGAAACACCAAAAGUUAACAGAAUUCGAAAACUUGAGCCCCUUGGUGAAACUCAUCAUAAUGAUUUCUACGGAAAGCCAUUGCCACCACUUGCUAUGCAUCAAAGACCUAACAGCGAUAUGCAUGGUGUCAUUUCUUAACUAGUCAUCAUUUUGCAGCUUUCAAGAGGAAUCUAAAAUAACAUUACAUUAGACAUUGCUUUCUUUUUUGAAGAGAUACCUGCUAAUUCCUAUAAGUUGCUGGGCAAGGCACCAAGAUUACAUUGGGAUUCCUGGUAAGGAUGUUACUUCUAAAGGUUAACAAAUCUGCUUCCUCAAUUUACCAGCUGCUCUUCAAAGUUGACAUGGAACAAGAAAACUCACAAGCAGAAUUCUUGCAAAAGAAAUGACAAUCAAACUCAACUUGGUUAUGCAUAUACAUGCUUUCAGUUUGGCUAAAUAUUUUUCUAUAUUCAACUCUUCAAGAGUUUUUUUAAAAGUGCACACAUGUUCAAGGGGGAAGAUGUGAAUUAUACAUUUAAACAUUUUGAUAUAUUUUUAUAGUAUUUUGUUUGUUUUUAAGAAAUUAUUUGGUCAACAGAACUAUUUUGACAUACUAAAAUGCCUACCUAUAUUCAUAAGUAUCUACUACAUUUUUUUGGGAAAAGCAAUAUAUUUGUGUGUGAUUUAAAUCACAGUUUGCCUAAUUGUUAAUUAUGUUGUUUUAUCUUGUUCUUGGAAAGAACUAUGUGUUGGAAGGAAACUAUAUUCAUGUUUUCCUUGAUGGGAAACAGCACUUCUGGCGUUCAUUGUGACCAUUACUUUUAUGUUCUUGGAGCUAGAGAGAAAGGGAACUUUUUGACUUUCCAAAGGAUAUAAAUAAAUAUCCUUCAAUUACUGUAUAGAGUUUGAUAUUCAUGGCCACUGCUCUUGCAGUACUUACUUUAUUUUGGGAAGAUGUGAACAUAUGAAUUGGAGAACUAGGGCUGUGGGUCGCUUUAAAGUAAGCAGAAGUAGAAUUGAAUUACAUCUCCUUAUACCAAAUGUAACAAAUGUAUCUUCUCCCAGGCUUAUGUGGCAAGCUUAGCUGUUUUAAAGAGUAGUAGGCAGAUACAAAGUUCAUAUUCCUGCACAAUUCAAGCCAAGUUUUUGGCUUUGAAUUCAAAUUACUCCAUAAUCUUUAUUUCAUUCAUGCAAACAUAUUUCCCUAUUAGGUUGCGGUUCCAUAUAUGCUGAAAUAAAUGAAAAUGUUUAUAUAAAAAA
This is a messenger RNA of Crotalus tigris (Tiger rattlesnake), 2766 nucleotides long. RefSeq names its product ADP ribosylation factor like GTPase 13B (gene ARL13B). NCBI's taxonomy places the organism in Eukaryota, Metazoa, Chordata, Lepidosauria, Squamata, Viperidae. Gene Ontology annotation, biological process: non-motile cilium assembly; receptor localization to non-motile cilium. The record is from RefSeq and is a predicted model, not a curated record. Gene Ontology annotation, cellular component: ciliary membrane; motile cilium; non-motile cilium. The transcript has 11 exons. Gene Ontology annotation, molecular function: GTP binding; GTPase activity. Bases 343 to 1665 code for a protein of 440 amino acids.